GUUCAUUAGGACCAGGAAGGAUGAAAAAUGUUUUCAGAUUUUUGGAUGACCCCUUCUGAAGGGGGUCGUCCAUACAAGACAAAUAUUGUUUUCGCGAUAUUGACGUUAUUUUUCGUCGGAUUGUGUUGAAAAUUUGCACAUGAGUGUUUUGAAAGACGAGCAAUCGAUUUCAGGUGUCAAAUUUUGUGUAAGAGGACAGCCAAAGGGGUCGUCCAUAUUAACUGUUCGCUGUUUUUGCGAUAUUGACGUUAUUAUACAUCGUAUUCAGAUGAAAAUUGGUACACGAUAGUUUUGAGUGACAUGCAAUCGAUUGAAGGUAUCAAAUUUAUUGUAAGGGCCGGCAAAAGGGGUCGUCCAUAUUAAAUUUUCAGUAUCUUAGUGAUAUUGUCGUUUUUAUACAUCGGAUUGGGGGGAAAAUUUGCACAUAGGAGUUAUUAGGGACAAAUAACUGAUUUCACUUAUCCAAACUAAGAUCAGGGGUCGGCCAAAGGGGUCUUCCAUGUUAACUAUUCACUGUUGAUGCGAUAUUUUCGUUAUUAUACAUCGGAUUCAGACGAAAAUUGGUACACGAGAGUUUUGAGAGAUGAGCAAUGGGUUUCAGGUAUUCAAUUCAGUUUAAGGGGCCGGCAAAGGGGGACGUCCAUAUAAACCUUUCAAUAUUUUUGCUAUAUCGUCGUUAUUAUACAUCGUAUUGGGAUGAAAAUUUGCACACGGUAGUUUUCAGGGACGGACAAUCGAUCUCAGAUGUCAAAUAUUUUGCCAGGGGUUGACGGAAGGGGUCGUCCAUAUAAAUUAUUUUUUUUCACUUUUUUAAGCAAUAUUGACGUUAUUAUAAAAUGGAUUGCUUUGAAAAUUUGCACACGGGAGUUUUGAGGGAAGGGCAAUCGAUUUCAGAUAUCAAAGUUUAUAUAAGAGCCCCCAGGGUUAGCUUUUUGACAAUAAUUGCGUUGUUAUGCAGUGAUUUAGUCGAAAUUUAUACACGUGGUUUGUGAUUCCUGAUUUCAUCUUUAGUUACAGACGACAGACAAAGUGAUCGUCCAAUAUUUUUGCAAUUAUUACUAAACAAUGAAUCUGGAAAAUGCUUGGCAAUUGACUUUCAUACAAACUGUUUAUAACAUAUUCCAAGUUGAAAGCGAAACGGAGUUCGUAUGGGAUCAGCUAGUUUAUUCAUAAACUCCCUUCCUUUUCAAUAUAGGAAGCCAAUGUGGGAAAGAAUUAGAAAAAAAUAAAAUAUCAUUAUCUAUGGUAAAUCUUCCAUAAGAUCAUUGUCAAAAUAUUACUCAAAAUUCGUUCCUUCCUUUAAGCAGUAAUGAAACUCUUUUCCCAAUUUUAGGAAAACAUCCUUAGCGUGUAAAAUCGAGAAUUUAUAUUCACCUCGACAAAUUUUCACGUAGCUCCUUUUCUAAACACUUUCUUAUUUCGAUUUUGUCUUCAUACUUCUGUGUUCAAUUUUUGCGAGAAAUUUUUUAUCUCAUAAAUUUAUCUCUGAUUUGGAUGGUGAAAUAACAAGUUUUAUACUGCGUUUCCUUGCUCUGUAAUGGCCAAAAUACGUGACCUUCCUGAAGAGGUGCUUCUCAUCAUAUUUAGCUAUCUGAAACUGCGGGACAGGAAGGUGGCCUCUCGAGUGUCUCGGCUAUGGAACCACCUUAUAUUCUCGGAUCGUCCGAUGCGAACUAUAGCCCUUCACGUGACGGACUACCUUAAGCCGAAGGAACGAAAAUGUCUGAUGAGCUCCAAGCGGCUCUAUCGGAACUUGAUUCUGGAAUGGGUCGAAGCUUCCUGCGUUCCCUUUUUGGAUGAGGUAUUGAGGAAGUUUGGCGGGGACAUUACGACCCUUAAACUGUCGACCUACGUAGUAACUCCUCCUGUCUUGGUAAAGUUCCUUCUCAGGACUCCUAAACUAGACGAGCUGAUCAUCGAAGGAUGUUUCGUCAGCGAUGAUUGUGAUUUGCCGAUUCCCCCGUAUAAACAUAUUAGGGCACUCCAAUUAUCGCAGCGCGGUUUUGAGCAUGAAGUUGGGGAACUGAUUCCGAGGGUCUUUCCCAAUUUGGAAUCUCUAGAUGUGAUGGCGAGUGAAGCUGCUGCUAUGAGCUUAAUUUCAUUCUAUGCUCGUCAGCUCAAAUGUCUUCACCUGCAUAUGGAAAGUGAGCAGUACCGAAAAUUUUGCAAUCUGGAUGGUUUAGAAAACCUCAAACGACUCAAUAUCUACUGGCCACAAUCCUGCGAUCAAAGACUAGUUGUGGAAUCGUAUCGACAGAUGAGGAAUUUAGAAAGCGCUUGCCUAUCGGGUCCUAUCAACGAGGAUAGUUUCAAAAUUAUUUGCAACCAAUGGAAUCAGCUUCAGUACCUGAGUCUCAAUGUCCAUUCGUUAAAAGUACCCGCGUUCCGCCAAAUAACUCAGCUGAAGCAUAUUAAAGUCCUCAAACUACAGGGAUCGGUUCGGGAAACGAACUUCCUGCAGGGCAUAAGUCUUCCUAGUGUUUUGAGUCUCAUUCUCGAUGGUGUCACCAGUGAGAACGGUUUCUACAGCAAUCUUGUGGCUUUUGUUCCCAACAUUCAACUGUUACACAUCUACGAUCAUACCAUCGACAAUGCCAAUGUCAUGUUGAUCACCAAAACUAUGACAUCACUCAGGGCGCUUUCGUUGGAGUAUUGCUACCAGCUUAAAGAUGAGGCUUUCCGAUUUCUGAACCACCUGAAGGAUCUGGUAGAGCUGCGGUGCUGGUCGGUGCCAAUUUCCGAGAAUGCUCUAGUCAAAUUCCCCAAAUGUCCUAACCUACGAAACCUAAGCAUCGGAGGAAGUGGAUGGCAGAUUACCGACAAAACCAUCCUGGACAUCCCCCAGGUGUUCCCGGCACUUCGGGAACUAACGAUUGCCGACUGUUUCAAGGUGCACGAGGACACAAUCUACACUCUGCAAGAGCGGAUGCGUGGCUGUGCUGUCUACAGACAGGAACGACCCGAUCCAGAUCGGGACACGGAACAAGCCUGGGCUAAGCGGUGGUAAGUCUGAACUGUGAUAUUUUUAGAUUUUAAUGUAGAAAAAAUAAUUUAAGUGUGUUUCAUGAACCAUGAUUUCAAAAUUGUCUACAAUAAAAAUCAUUUAUUCGUUGGGAAGUUUUCUUACUUUUUUCUUUCCAACUGGU
This is a messenger RNA of Uranotaenia lowii, 3146 nucleotides long. RefSeq lists its product as uncharacterized. The transcript has 4 exons. Gene Ontology annotation, biological process: SCF-dependent proteasomal ubiquitin-dependent protein catabolic process. The record is from RefSeq and is a predicted model, not a curated record. The coding region runs from base 1538 to 3007 and encodes 489 amino acids. NCBI's taxonomy places the organism in Eukaryota, Metazoa, Arthropoda, Insecta, Diptera, Culicidae. Gene Ontology annotation, cellular component: SCF ubiquitin ligase complex. Gene Ontology annotation, molecular function: protein binding.